Verticillium nonalfalfae is the source of this 813-nucleotide messenger RNA. RefSeq lists its product as uncharacterized. The transcript is spliced from 4 exons. Gene Ontology annotation, biological process: proteasome-mediated ubiquitin-dependent protein catabolic process. Gene Ontology annotation, cellular component: cytoplasm; nucleus. NCBI's taxonomy places the organism in Eukaryota, Fungi, Ascomycota, Sordariomycetes, Glomerellales, Plectosphaerellaceae. Gene Ontology annotation, molecular function: protein binding. The record is from RefSeq and is a predicted model, not a curated record. Bases 1 to 813 code for a protein of 270 amino acids.
AUGUCUGGACUGCCAGAUCCCAACGAUCCCGUCUCCGUCGCUGUUUGGAACAGAGCAGCUGCCAGUCUCGUUCGCGAGACGCGCCAGAGAAUCAUGACUUCGUCAGCGUCAACAGCUACGCCAAUGAAGCACUCGUUUGAGGAGCGCGUCGAUGACGUGAAGUCGCCUAAGAGCGACAUUAACUCACUCAUCUUCGAUUACCUGAUGAUGGAAGGCUACCCUAAUGCUGCGGCAAAGUUCAGCAAGGAGGCCAAUCUCCAGCCACAUCAGGCCGACGACACGAUCCAACUGCGACAGCAGAUCCAGCACUCUAUUCAUAUCGGUAGCGUGCAGUCAGCGAUAGAGGCCUUGAAUGAUCUCGAUCCUGAGAUACUGGAUCGCGACCCUACCCUGCACUUCGCGCUGUUACGUCUGCAGUUGGUUGAGCGCAUCCGCUCCUCCACCGCAUCGUCGGACGAAAUUGCUACGCUCGAGUUCGCCCAGACCCAUCUGGCCCCUCGUGCUGUGACUGAUCCUCGAUUUCUCAACGAUCUCGAAGAGACCAUGGCCUUGCUAGUAGUGCCGCGUACUAGCCUGGAGCCCCAGCAAGCCGCCAUCCUUCAUCCUGAUCUGAGGAGGGAAGUCGCGGACAACGUCAACAAGGCUGUUCUUCAGCGCAUGUCUGAGCGCCGAGAAGCGUCCAUUCGCGAGCUCGUGAGGAUGAGAGCCUGGGCUGAGCAGACUGCCCGUGCCAGCAAGAAGUCCCUCCCUGAGAGGUUGGACAUCGGCCUGAAUCGCCCUGAUGAGGGACACGAGUCUAUGCUCAUCACCUAA